UGGUUCUGCGAGCAUCCGAAUAACAAGUUGAACAUGGAAUACCAACAAGCUUGCGUGACGACAGGCGCCAGUCACCAUUCCAUAUAUGCACAUCACAAUCAAGGGUACACGCAUACACAACCUGUGUGGUCGGCUGUACCGCAGUAUUCAUAUGGCUAUGAGCAGCACACGCUUGCCGCGCCAGUAGGAGACGCCUUCACCCAAGCUCCGAUAAUGACUUCGGGCCAUACGACGCCAAUUGAACCCAUAGUCGUCGAUGGCCAUCACGGAUAUGCCCCCGUCCCACCAGGGCAUCCUGCGAUAUAUCGCAAUGGUGUUGAGGUCGACUAUAGGCAGCACAUGCCUCCCACUGUAGAGUUCAAUGUUGACGAACUCCUGGAGUAUCAAAGACGUCGUAGCAGUGCCACAUCCGAGGAGAAGGAACCUUUGACACCAGCACAGCGUAGGCGGAAGGCACAGAAUCGGGCUGCGUAUGUAUCGAGGUUCUCGCGUUUCGUAGAUGAAUCAACUGNNCUGACACAUCGCGGUGGCCACAGCCAACGAGCUUUUCGAGAUCGCAAGCGCCAACGAGUACAAGAAUUAGAAGCUCAGUUAUCGGCUCUGGAGGUACGAACCAACUCUCUGGAGUCAGAUAAUGAGCAAUUGAGACACGAGCUGCUCCGUACACAAGAAGAAAACGAAGUCCUACGAAACACUAAGCAACCCCCGUCGCCGAAUCACACAUCGCAACCUGAUCGGCGCAGAACAGUACCAACAAUAGACAGGAGUGGUAGGAACCUACAAGCUCAAUAA
Molecule: messenger RNA, 792 nt
Organism: Aureobasidium musti
Lineage: Eukaryota; Fungi; Ascomycota; Dothideomycetes; Dothideales; Saccotheciaceae
Source: the annotation of a GenBank genome assembly